AACCUGGGAACGAAGCCGGAGAAAUUCUAUUCAUAGGCAACGUUAAAAUCCGACGAACAGAGAUAGUUGGACGCAGAGAGAGAGUGUGUGUGAGAGAAUAAAGGGAGGAAGAGAGUGAAAGGUGCCUAGCUGGUUGCUAUGACGGAGAUAUUCCUUUGGCUUUUGACAUUUUUCCUGAUUCUGGCUUUGCUUUGUCUCCUCGGUUAUCAGCUUAUAUUGUUAGUGGAUCUAGAGUUUGAUUAUAUCAACCCUUAUGAUUCAGCUUCAAGGAUAAACUGGGUUGUCUUGCCAGAGUUUAUCGUCCAAGGAGUCCUAUGCUUCAUCCUUCUUGUAACAGGGAACUGGUUUAUGUUCUUGAUGUCUCUCCCUUAUCUGUAUUACAAUGUAAAAUUGUACAUGACGAGACAACACUUGGUUGAUGUUACUGAAAUCUACAAUCAGCUUAAGUGGGAGAAAAAGAAGAGAUUCAUCAAAGUUGGAUAUCUUAUUCUGCUGUUUCUCGUUUCGGUGUUCUGGCUGGUUUGGAGUAUUGCUGAUAUAGAUGAUUAACCAGUGGGCCAACUCUCUUGCCAUCUGCCCGCAUGCUCAUGUCUUUCAACUUAACAGCGGCAUUUACAAGACUCUCUGUAUUUUAUGCUGUGACUUUGGGAAAAUGACAGACGUAGACCAUGGAGCGAUUUUUUCCCCCCCCAAUAUAAGGAGGGACCUUAAUAUUUGCGAAUGUCGUGUUACUCUUUCUUUUUUUGGGAACAAACUUGUGAAAUUUCAUGUAAAUUUGGGAAUGGAAGUUAGAAGUUCUCAAGGUGACUUUUAAUUUUUUGGAUUAA
Molecule: messenger RNA, 827 nt
Organism: Neltuma alba
Lineage: Eukaryota; Viridiplantae; Streptophyta; Magnoliopsida; Fabales; Fabaceae
Product: protein cornichon homolog 4
Exons: 5
Coding region: 139-549 (136 amino acids)
Biological process (GO): vesicle-mediated transport
Source: RefSeq, a predicted model, not a curated record